This is a messenger RNA of Chaetomium fimeti, 1125 nucleotides long. RefSeq names its product Thg1 C terminal domain-containing protein. The record is from RefSeq and is a predicted model, not a curated record. Gene Ontology annotation, molecular function: magnesium ion binding; tRNA guanylyltransferase activity. Lineage: Eukaryota; Fungi; Ascomycota; Sordariomycetes; Sordariales; Chaetomiaceae. The coding region runs from base 133 to 999 and encodes 288 amino acids. The transcript is spliced from 8 exons. Gene Ontology annotation, biological process: tRNA modification.
GGGAGCCGAUGCGGGGUUCAACUCUGUACGGUUUUCUUCCGACAACAACGAGAACGUCAAAUGUCAUGUUACAUACCUAUCACAUUUGUAUAGUCAACCAGAGGAUAGACAGUUAGCUGGAGGAAUCUCAAGAUGGCCAACUCCAAGUUUGAGUAUGUCAAGCAAUUCGAGCAAACCGACAACCUCCUUCCGAACACGUGGGUCGUCGUCAGAAUUGAUGGGCGUGGAUUCACCAAGUUCGCGACCAAAUAUGGCUUCGAGAAACCAAACGACAAGCGGGCUCUUGAGCUCAUGAAUGCUGCUGCCAGGGCAGUCAUGGCUGAGCUUCCAGACAUCACCAUCGCAUAUGGAGUUAGCGAUGAAUACAGCUUUGUCUUCCAUAAGACAUGCAGUCUCUUCGAACGCCGUGCCAGUAAACUGGUCUCAACCAUCGUCUCUACCUUCACCGCAUACUAUGUCCACCUCUGGUCAAUCCACUUCCCAGACACUCCUUUAUCCCCUCCACUGCCAAGCUUCGACGGCCGUGCGGUGUGCUACCCAACUGUGCAGAAUCUACGAGACUACAUGAGUUGGAGACAGGUUGACUGCCAUAUCAACAAUCUCUACAACACGACUUUCUGGGCGUUGAUCCAGCUGGGCGGUAUCGAUCCCACCGAGGCCGAGAAGACGUUGAAAGGGACGUAUGCCGCCGACAAGAACGAAAUCAUGUUCUCAAAAUUUGCCAUCAACUACAACAACGAACCCGAGAUGUAUAAGAAGGGCAGCGUUGUCUUUCGGGACUAUGAGCUGGUGGAACCUGGCACACACAACGCGACCAUCGAAGCCGACAGCCUAGCGGAGCCGGUGCAGCAAUCAAAGACGCAGGCCGAGAACGACAAGAAGCGGAGGGCGAAAGCACCGAUUGUGGUGCAACAUCUCGACAUUAUCAAGGACGACUUCUGGGACCGCCGGCCUUGGCUGCUAUCAAACAAACCGGGCAAGGUUCCGAAAGAGCCUUGAAACUAGCUUGGGCGCCCAAUCAUUAAUUAGACGGCAGCCAGCGCUUCGCUCGUUGCCGUCACAUCGGACUCGCUGCCAGCCGCAAGUCGCUAGCACCCUCGCGAGACGCGCGGCAUGUGCUGGACU